This is a messenger RNA of Plectropomus leopardus (leopard coralgrouper), 409 nucleotides long. Lineage: Eukaryota; Metazoa; Chordata; Actinopteri; Perciformes; Serranidae. The record is from RefSeq and is a predicted model, not a curated record.
AUCAUGACGGGGAGGGAUGAGCUGAGCGAAGACAAGCCCAGAGUCCGGCUGCUGUCCCCGGGUUUCGGCCCGGACAAGUCCCGACUGCACGGCUCCGGGUUCCGGUCCAAAGGCUUCGCCAUUACCGACCUGCUUGGCCUGGAGCAGCAGCCCGGCGGGGCUCCGGGCCCCGUCAUGCCGGCGGCGGGCUCCGGGCCCGGGGCCGAGCCUCAGGGUCCCGGCGGCGGCCUCGGGGGCUUCUCGUUCCCCGGCGGCUCUCUGCCGCUCGGCCUCGGCUUUCUGUGCAGCCUGGCGGCGCAGCAGCCCGCCGGAGCGCCGUGCUUCCUGCCCGGACACCUGCCGCUGCUACCGGCCCGCGGAGAGCCGCACUACCUGCAGAGCCUGGAGGCCCAGCGGGACCAGUACUCCG